This is a messenger RNA of Daldinia caldariorum, 997 nucleotides long. RefSeq lists its product as uncharacterized. Lineage: Eukaryota; Fungi; Ascomycota; Sordariomycetes; Xylariales; Hypoxylaceae. The record is from RefSeq and is a predicted model, not a curated record. The transcript has 2 exons. Gene Ontology annotation, molecular function: RNA polymerase II cis-regulatory region sequence-specific DNA binding; DNA-binding transcription factor activity, RNA polymerase II-specific. The coding region runs from base 101 to 847 and encodes 248 amino acids. Gene Ontology annotation, biological process: regulation of transcription by RNA polymerase II.
CUAUUACAGCCCAUUGCUAGUUAACCCAUCGUCUGGUGGCUUUGCAGUAGGAAGUAAUCUGCUUGUCUGAUACCGUUCGACAGAUAGCAAGACGGGAACAAUGGAAUACAACGUCAACCCCUUGGACUUCCACCGUUCUCCUACCGGUAUGAAUGACUCUACUACAUCGAAUCCUCACCCGGAACAUGUAACGCAAGACCUUGAUAUCUUCGACGACCUCCAACUAGAGAAUAUUCAACCAGAUAGCCUUCAUCAUUUGAGAUGGGAUAUGCCCGUGCCAGAAGUAAUUGGCGUGGACGGACGCGUAUACAGCCAGCCCAACGCCUCCUCGGAUGCCUCGGCGAAGUCUUUUGAUCUCGAUACUGAAUUUUAUUAUCGGCAUGGUCCAUUAGAUGACGACUUAACGCCCGAGUCACUAGAAUCGCAACAAGCGAUUCACCCGUCGCAUGAUCCUAUCAAACGAAGGGUAUGCAAUAUUGAAGAUGAAGACAGCUCCCGAAAAUCCCACCUUCUACAGCAUAGCACGCGUAGAUGUAGUCAAUCUAAGCUCCCCUCGCCGUUAUCUUCCGGUGAUGAUUGUUUCACAGCCGGGGGUUUUCAAAAGGUGCAAAAACUCGAAAAGAAUCGCGUCGCUGCUAGCAAGUGCCGGGAGAAGAAAAAGAGGGAGACAGAGAAUCUCCAGACGCGGGCGAAGACGUUAACGGCCGAGAGGAAAGCGUUAAAGUUCAUGGCAGACGCAUUGCGAGAGGAAGUUAUCGAGCUUAGGACCGAAAUUUUGAAGCAUGGCAUGUGCGACUGUCAAGUCAUACAAAAAUAUAUAACGGAGAGUGCCAGGAACAUCGCUUAGGUCGAAUGGAAUGAAUCGAGAAGAGUCGACAAAGACUUGAUAUCCUUUGGCAGCUUCCUGGAUCUAAUGUCGGUCGCUUUUACUCGGCGUUGGUAGGGCAAAGGCACGGCUGUUAUAGGUGCAGACGCUGCCGAUAUUAGAGGACAUUUC